AUGGCAGACACUUCACCGCCCCGCUUCUUGACGCGAUUAUCUCUGCAUUACUCUUCUUGUGCUGCGGCCAGUCAAUUUUUCCGGGAUUUUGGAGACAAAAUACAGACAUUCGAUAUCGUUGCUGUUCAUGUUUCCUCUUCUAAGGCUCUUAAUCAUGCGAGUGAACUUAAUAACAUUGACCUUAUUUCUCCAAAUAUUUCAAAGCCAACUGACUUUCGUAUAUCCAGCAAGCACCUCUCAUUAUUCUUAUCUCACGGUGUCCGUAUCGAAAUAAAUUAUUCCCCAUUACUUCAGGUUGGAAAUCCAGGCCAAGUUGCAAUAUCUGGGUUAGCCUCCGUGUUCGGACAUUUAUUUUCUAUCUCCCGCCGACAUAUCUCCAAUUGCCUAGUCUUCAGUUCAGGUGCUGUGCAUCCUUGGGAAAUUAGAAGACCCCUAAGUAUGCUUAGCGUUUUUUCUUGCCUUGGACUACAGCUACAUCGCACUGCCUUUUUGGCCUUCACAAAUAAUCCAUUUGCUGCAGUUGCUCAUGGGCUUUCUAGGUCACAAACAGCUCUUGGUGUGUCUACCUAUCUCCGACUUCUAAAUGACCCAACUGUAAUUGAUAUAAUACCUUUAAGACGUGCAAUUGAUCUUGCAUCUGACCAGGGUCCCGACGAAAAAAGGACGAAAUGGGAAGUUGAAAUUGCCUAA
Molecule: messenger RNA, 690 nt
Organism: Protopolystoma xenopodis
Lineage: Eukaryota; Metazoa; Platyhelminthes; Monogenea; Polystomatidea; Polystomatidae
Source: the annotation of a GenBank genome assembly